AAAAAGGACGUGGCUGUGAAGAUUAUGCAUAAUAACUUCCCCUGGUCUGGUCAAAGGGAGUUGGCCAACCUUAAAGAACUCAGUAAGCUUGACCCAGACAAGAAUAACUUGGUCAGGUUUAAUAGGCAUUUUAAACACUUUGAACGUGUUUGUCUGGAAUAUGAACUGCUCGACAAAAGUCUGUACGACUUCAUGAAACUACAGCACUUCAAGCCAUUGUGUUUAUCUGAGAUCAGAGUAAUCACACAACAGCUCCUGGUGGCUCUGAAUGCUCUCAAGAGCAUCGGUCUGGCUCAUUUAGACAUCAGCCCAGAAAAGGUCAUGCUUGUGAAUCAGUUGCAGUCAUUCAAGGUGAAACUGAUUGGUUUUGGUGCAGCAGGACCGGUUUCCACAUUCAGGCAUGGCACCACCGAUCAAUGCGUUGCUUACAGGGCCCCAGAGGACUUGUUGGGCCUCCCAAUGAACGAGGCCAGCGAUAUGUGGGCACUAGGUUGCACUUUGGCCUUCCUGUACCUGGGACAGCACCUUUAUCCAACAGAGUCUGAAUAUGAGGUCAUGAGAGCCAUCGUGCAGAUGCAGGGUCCGCCUGAUGAACACAUGCUGAAAGACGGAGGAAGGACCAGCACGUUUUUCGCCUGUGAAAACUAUUUAUGGAGGCUGAAUGAUCCAGAUGAAUACUGUCGCACAACAUGCCAGACAGUCCAUCGCUCUGAGGGGAUUUUCAACAAGUUUACCAGUCUGGAUGACAUGGCGAAGACCCACUCAGAAGUGAAGAAUGGUGCUGAAUAUGAAGACACACAGGCCUUUUUAAGCCUCAUCAAACAGAUGCUGCAAGUGAGUCCUGAAAAGAGAAUCACCCCCAGCGAAGCUUUAGGGCACAGUUUUGUCACAAUGAAACACUUUCACACUAACAAAGACCCUUAUGUGACAUCUGCCCGUUUGGCCAUGGAGGACUGCCGGCAGGAGCAUUCAUUGGUUGAAAACAAACCGUUAGGAAUAUUCGCUGGAGGAAUGUAUCGUCGUACCAUGAGAGAAAAUUGCGUUCUGCAUGAUGAAUCAAGACUGUAUGCUGCAAGUGCGCCCCUGUGGAAAGGAGUUACUGGGCAAGUGGGCCGGUGCAAACUAUUUCAACAGGCCACAGACGUGGCUGUGAAGAUGAUGCAUUAUAACAUCCCCAUGACUGGUAAAACGGAGUUGGCCACACUUGAAGAACUCCGUAAGCUUGACCCAGACAAGAACAACUUGGUCAGGUUUAAUCGGCAUUUUAAAGUCGCUGCACAAAUUUGUCUGGAAUAUGAACUGCUCGACAUAAAUCUGUAUGAGUUCAUGAAACUAAAGCACUUCAAGCCACUGUGUUUAUCUGAGAUCAGAGUAAUCACACAACAGCUCCUGGUGGCUCUGAAUGCUCUCAAGAGCAUCGGUCUGGCUCAUAAAGACAUCAAGCCACAAAAGGUAAUGCUUGUGAAUCAGUUGCAGUCAUUCAAGGUGAAACUGAUUGGUUUUGGUGCAGCAGGACCAAUUUCCACAUUCAGGAAUGGCACCACAGAGCAAUGCGUUGCUUACAGGGCCCCAGAGGACUUGUUGGGCCUCCCAAUGAACGAGGCCAUCGAUAUGUGGGCACUAGGUUGCACUUUGGCCUUCCUGUACCUGGGACAGCACCUUUAUCCAACAGAGUCUGAAUAUGAGGUCAUCAGAGCCAUCGUGCAGAUGCAGGGUCCGCCUGAUAAAUUCAUGCUGUAUUACGGAAGAAGGACCUACAUAUUUUUCACCUUUGAAAACUCUAUGUGUAGACUGAAUGAUGAAGAUGAAUACACCAGCUUAGCAGGCUACGUGGUCCAUCGCUCUGAGGGGAUUUUCAACAAGUUUAACAGUCUGGAUGACAUGGCAAAGACCCGAUCAAAAGUGAAGAAUCAUGCUGAAUAUAAAGACACACAGGCCUUUUUAAGCCUAAUCAAACAGAUGCUGCAAGUGAGUCCUGAAAAGAGAAUCACCCCCAGCGAAGCUUUAGGGCACAGUUUUGUCACAAUGAAACACUUUCACUCUAACAAAGACCCUUAUGUGACAUCUGCCCGUUUGGCCAUGGAGGACUGCCGACUGGAGCAGUCAUCGGUUGAAUGCAAACCCUUUGAAACAUCCAGAAAAGUGACAGGUUGGAAUGGUUCGUCCAUUACUAAAUUGGAUGAUACACUAAAUGAACCACCAGCCACAGCUGACAUUGUCACUGCUGGAACUACAAACAAUGGACAACCAGACAAAGUAGCCAGUGCUGGCUUAAAUGACCCCAACUCUGCUGGGACAGAUGAAAAAGCACAUGGCACAAAUAAGGCAGCUUCACCUGCUUCUGUUAGUCAUAAUUCACAUGAGGGAAACACUAACAAUGACAAAGGAAACACACACUUUGUUGAAGUCAAAUGCCGGAAGAAGUGGCUGAAGAAGAUCAAGCAAUUCUUCUCCAGGAUGAUUAAGCCAUAAGUUGCUGCAAAGAUUUUACUACACAGCACAUUUGAAUCACUCAUGAAUUGAUAGUAAUAAUUGACUGUAAUAAUGCAAAUAUUCAUAUUUUGUAAAUAACUGCCACAAUGUUUUAUAUUAUUCUUUCAUAACAUGUAGCUUGUGGACUACAUGCAUCUAUUUAGUCCAAAUUUAUAUAUAUUUUCUUACAUUUAUUUAUGUCAACUGUAUGUUUGUCGAAUAUUUUUCAUAUCAAUGCACAAACUGCCAUUUAUA
This is a messenger RNA of Micropterus dolomieu (smallmouth bass), 2727 nucleotides long. Its product is annotated as homeodomain-interacting protein kinase 2-like. The record is from RefSeq and is a predicted model, not a curated record. Gene Ontology annotation, biological process: peptidyl-threonine phosphorylation; smoothened signaling pathway; intrinsic apoptotic signaling pathway in response to DNA damage by p53 class mediator. NCBI's taxonomy places the organism in Eukaryota, Metazoa, Chordata, Actinopteri, Centrarchiformes, Centrarchidae. The coding region runs from base 25 to 2472 and encodes 815 amino acids. The transcript has 2 exons. Gene Ontology annotation, molecular function: transcription corepressor activity; protein serine/threonine kinase activity; ATP binding. Gene Ontology annotation, cellular component: nucleus; PML body; cytoplasm.